Messenger RNA from Anneissia japonica, 2263 nucleotides. Its product is annotated as zinc finger protein 410-like. Gene Ontology annotation, biological process: regulation of transcription by RNA polymerase II. The transcript has 7 exons. The record is from RefSeq and is a predicted model, not a curated record. Bases 239 to 1780 code for a protein of 513 amino acids. Gene Ontology annotation, molecular function: RNA polymerase II cis-regulatory region sequence-specific DNA binding; DNA-binding transcription factor activity, RNA polymerase II-specific. Gene Ontology annotation, cellular component: PcG protein complex; transcription regulator complex. Lineage: Eukaryota; Metazoa; Echinodermata; Crinoidea; Comatulida; Comatulidae.
ACAGAGGUUGCAGCUGCUCGCGGGAAGGAGGAGCACGUACUUGAGUUCUUUUCCGUCGUACACUUUUUUAGGCCUAUAAGCGUUGUAACAUUUUAAACAUCGAGAAAUAUGAAACAUACUGGUCUUUUUAAAUGUCACGAAGAUAUUCAUUUGACAGACAUACAUUAGUAGCCAUGGUACGCUGUUAAUUAUGUGUAAGCUAGGCCAGGCCUGUAGAAUGCGAUAAAGUUGCACCAUCAUGGCCACAACAUCUAAGAAUACCUACACAGCCAGUUUAUCUGUUGAUUUUCUGGCGAUGCCUCUUCACCAUGAAACCGUCGCCACGUCAACCCCACCUAAAGUGAUCAACCUUAAUGAAGAUAAUAUUAGAAUUGACUUUUCCGAUGAUCCUGAUGGUAAUGAUAAUUUACUAAACAUUGGUACAGGCGAUCAGAAUAUGGACCGAGCAAUCGCUGCGGAUACCAUGAUAGAGGGCACUGUUGAUGAGUCUCAGAUUGUAGAAGAUUCGCAAAUGAAUGAAGCGCAAACUGAUAUGGCAAACACGGCAUCUCAGCCUAGCUAUCUGCUCUUCAGCAUCCCAAACCCAUCGCAAACACCUCUGCUUGACAUGCCUGUGUAUGUUCUAAGCAAUCACUUAGCAAAGGACAACAUAGAUGCAAAUGUUGUGCUGGAGCAACAGAAGAAGAGUGUUGAUCACAUGGUCCACCUACAGGAACUGGCUCAUGCCAACCUCAUCUCGGCUACACAGGAGAGUAUAGCCAGAACUUUUGGAAUGGAAGUGCCUGAUGAUAAAAAAGUGCGGAAGCUCUACAUAUGUAAGGAGUGUGGUAGGGGUUUCAAAUCUUCUACCAACCGCAAAUACCAUAUGGAACUGCAUAAGGGGAAUAAGGUGUUGAAAUGCACAUUUCCGGGCUGUGAGCGUAGGUUCUCAUGGCCCACGCAUCUCCAGUACCAUCUAAAAACACAUACUAAUAAUAGGCAAUAUGUUUGUGAUGUACCAAACUGCGCAAAGGCAUUCUUCACAGAGCAACGGCUUGUAGUACAUAGACGUACACACACUGGUAUACGGCCGUUUUCAUGUACUGAGAAGGGAUGCAAUAAAAGCUUCACUACAGCUGGAAACUUGCGCAACCACAUCAGGACACAUACAGGUGAGAAGCCAUACGUCUGUAAUGUCGCUGGAUGCUUGGUGCAGUUUACUGAGCGAUCAAGUCUCAGGAAACACAUGUUAACCCAUACUGGGGAAAAACCAUACAAGUGUGAGGUUUGUGAGAAAAUGUUUACACAAAUUGGAAGUAGGAACACUCACAUGAAACGCAAGCAUGCCAACACAGACAUCAACUCACCUUUAAACCUGGUUGACAAGACACUUAUCGGUGAAAACCUUGUCCAAUUACAGGAUCAUAUUCCAUAUACAAGUUUGAGCCAUGGAACGGUGUCGGCCUCGAAUGCUGCAGUGGUUGUUUUGUCGGAGCCUCACACUAGCGUGACCCUCACUAAUACCAGACAUCUUCACCAUCAGGCAGUCUCUCGAGAAGAUAUGGUGUAUGGGAAUGACCUUCUGCAGUCCGAACUGGACCAAAACAUUUCGCACAACAUUCAUGUUAGUGGUGACAUGGUUGGAACUCAUGAGCUACCGGGUGUACAUGGGAUGCUGCCCUCGCAAAAGGGCAUUGUGGGAGUAGAUACGAUGAUACAUGGAAAUAGAUCGGAUGAUGGUAGCAACGAAGACAAUGAGGAAAGUCUAAGGAAUGCGUCACGGGAGAUGUACUGCCCGUGAUUGGCCUGCUUAAGCGCAGUGAACACUCAAAUUUUAUGUGACAAAUUUGUGUGAUGUGCCCAUAUAUGGUAUGAUGAUAUCAUAUUACACCCAAAUAUGGGCAUAAAUUGGGGACAGAGCAUUUAAUGUAAAGCUGUGCAUGAUUAACUGGUCUCGUGGCAGAUCAAUAAAUAAACUUGCCCUCUUGUGAGUGGUUAUGCUGUAGUCAUAUAGAUGGUGGCUCUAAAUUAGAGCUACAGUACUUUAUGUUAGUGCUUCAUUCAGGUGCAAUAAGUACAGCUGAACAGAAAUUAUUAUGAAUAAAUAAUAUGUGAAGAUAAAAUGAUACUUAUAUUGUAUGUAUGAGUUUAUGGUUGUUGAUGUAAUGCAUUCAUCCAUUUAGAGUGAUUUACUGUAUUUUUUACAGGAAAAUUAUAAUACUGUAAAUACUUGUAUAGUGCAACAAUAUGCUGGAAGACAGUAUGCACAAACAGGACUACAGUA